Pseudonaja textilis is the source of this 1693-nucleotide messenger RNA. RefSeq names its product nudix hydrolase 13 (gene NUDT13). The record is from RefSeq and is a predicted model, not a curated record. Lineage: Eukaryota; Metazoa; Chordata; Lepidosauria; Squamata; Elapidae. Gene Ontology annotation, molecular function: hydrolase activity; metal ion binding.
CGUGUUUUGCUGUCUUUGCAAGCAGAGCCACGCUUUUCAGCAUUUCCCGGAUUAAAAGUUAUGGCAUGCAGGAUGGUGAUAGCUUUGGCAUGUCAAGUGGGAUAUAGAAGAACUUCAGCUCAAUAUUGUAGGAUUUAUUCAACUUAUGUGGGGAGAAUGAGAUACAUGUUCAAGCUGAAAGAAGAUGAUGAUGCUUGUCGGCAGGCCUAUAAUUCCGGAACUUUCUUCCUGUUUUACAACUUCUCUCCCUUCGUGCAGCGAAAAGGAAAAGCGUUAGUAGCUCCAAAGUUAAAGACAGCAGAAAUAAAAAGACUUUUGCAGAAGUUUCAGAAGAGCGAGAAGAUGCUAGAGGAAUCCAUGCUGGUGGGCUGUUCGGAAGAGUGCACUCCAUAUUUUGCUCUUGACCUAGGAUCCUUGCCAAAAUCUGCUGUUGAGUCUGAACUUGAUGGAUCGUUUGGAGAAUUACAGAAAGCUUUCUUCCAAUUAGAGGAGGAAGAUGCAUCUUUGAUUUCCACGUCUCAGGCACUCCUGCGUUGGCAUGAUAGCCACCAAUAUUGCGGCAAAACUGGAGAGCCCACAGUGAAGAAUUUAUCUGGGAGCAAACGAGUUUGUCAUACCAAUGGAAUCAUCUACUAUCCACAGAUGUCUCCGGUGGUUAUUACAUUGGUGUCCGAUGGGAGUCGAUGCCUUCUUGUACGGCAGGCAUCAUUUCCUAAAGGGAUGUACAGUGCUUUGGCUGGCUUCUGUGACAUGGGUGAGAGUCUAGAAGAGACAGUCCAACGAGAGGUUGCUGAAGAAGUAGGCCUAGAAGUGAAAUCUCUUUGGUACUCUGCAUCUCAGCACUGGCCGUUCCCAAACAGCAUCCUCAUGAUAGCUUGUCAUGCAUUAGUGCAUCCGCUACAGAGCAAAUGUACAAUCAAUACUCAAGAGCUUGAAUCUGCCAAGUGGUUCAGCCAUGAAGAAGUGGUGAUGGCACUUCAACGGGAACCAAAGCCUUCUAAAGAAAUGGAUGACAGUACCUCAUUUUGGGUGCCACCUAAACAAGCUAUAGCUCGACGGUUAAUCCAGGAAUGGGUGAAACAGAAAACUUCUCCUUAGUUUUAAAAAAUGUGAAGGGGGACGAUGGUAACUUUAUAUCUGAUGCCUUUUUUGCAGUAGUCUCCCAUAUUUUGUGGAGAAGGUAUUGGUAAACCAUUUGGCAUGUUGUCUUGAAAAUUCGUUGCUGUAGAAAUUACUGAAUGGAUUUGGAACGAGAGGUUGAUAUCCCCAUAUAGUAGUAACAUGCAGCAAGACCAGUCUAAACCUCUGUUCCUUUGGAAAAUUAAUAAGAAUUGAGUGUAUUCCUGGGAUUUCUUAGGAUUUCUUUUCCCAUUUGUGGGCAAACCUGGCCCUUGAAUUGCUUGAUUGUUCCUGGAGGCAUCUUGACCAAUUAAGGUUGGGAGUAAAGUUAAAAUUCUUGACCACUAGGGGACUAUCUACGACCAAUUUUGCCCUUAUUAGGACUCAUCAGGUCCACAUAGUCAUUGUAGUUAGUAUUACUUUUACAUAGUUGACUAUCAGUUUGACUCUUCUUCCAUCUUUUUAAACAGUUGCCUCCUAUCUCUAAAAAUAAUGCAAUGGUUUGUUAAAUAUAAAUGUUUCCAAAUUCCCUGUGAGAAUUCGUGUGAACUUAAAGGAUUUGGAUGGGGGUGGA